Messenger RNA from Nematocida ausubeli, 378 nucleotides. RefSeq lists its product as uncharacterized. Gene Ontology annotation, cellular component: nucleus. The transcript has a single exon. Bases 1 to 378 code for a protein of 125 amino acids. The record is from RefSeq and is a predicted model, not a curated record. NCBI's taxonomy places the organism in Eukaryota, Fungi, Microsporidia.
AUGGAAGAAUUCAAAAAAGAAAUUAAAAGAGCACUUUCCAACAGAGAGACACAGAAGAGAGAAAUAAGACAGGCAGAAAUACUUAGAAUAGUCAGGGAAAGGACAAAGUACGUAUAUAAUCAGUUUAAAAGGCAAGAAAUAACAGAGAAACAGAUGGGUGAAAUUGCAAGAACAGAAGGUGCAUACUUCCCUUUAAUAAAGAGAUGGAAAGAGUCAGAAGAAAAAGGAGAAAAUAGAUUGAUUUGUUGCCUUCUUUGCAUAAGAAAUGGGAAAAGAUGCAUAUGCAGGCGGGUACCAGGGAUACCCUGCAUAAAUUGUUUGUGCUCUGGGGAGUGCAUGGUUAAGCAUGGGAAUACCACGGAUGAACAUGGGAAAUAG